Molecule: messenger RNA, 1148 nt
Organism: Triticum dicoccoides
Lineage: Eukaryota; Viridiplantae; Streptophyta; Magnoliopsida; Poales; Poaceae
Exons: 3
Coding region: 317-748 (143 amino acids)
Source: RefSeq, a predicted model, not a curated record
UCGGCACUUUCCAAUUUUGCCCCCCGCGUCUCUCCACUCGCUCGCUCACUCGCCCAGCCGCACUGCCUGCGCUCACUCUCUCCCACUCGCCCAGCCGCACUAGCCGGCCUCGCCGUCGCUUGCCGGCCUCCCCCCUCUCCCCGUAGCUCGUCGGCCUCCUCGUCGCUCACCGGCCUCCCCGUCUCCCCAUAGCUCACCAGCCUCUCCCUCUUCCACCGCCACUUCUCCACCACCCCGCCUCCACUCACAUCCCGGAGGUAAAAAAAGUCCAAUCUUUUGCGCCGGCGACGAGCCUCUACUCCACGGAGGCGUGGAUAUGGAUGUGCUAGCGCUGGAUCUGGGCGACGGAGGCGUGGAUGUGGAGCGGCACCCGAGCGGCCGAUCUGGAGCGGUGCCGGAGCGGCGGAUCUGGAGCAACGUCGUCGUCCUGACGGUGCCCUGCCCCGCCACGCCACGUCGUCGUCGUCGCGGAGUAGCUGCUUCCUCCUGCAUGAAAAUGGAGAACGAGAGGGAGGGGCAAAUCACGGCCGCCAUCAUGGAUUUGAAUCUUCUCUUCUUACGUUGCUGUAGUACUGGCUGCAGUCUUGCUGAGAAGGAGCACGCCCAGGAGAAGAAGGAUCAGGAGAAGGCCCUGAGGACCUGGGAUCGCUGUUGCUGGAUCUGGAUCUGGGACCUGGGACCGCUGCUGCUGCAUGCUCCUUCUGGGAGACGAGGAUCCUCCUUGGCGCCCCUGGAUCACUGUUGCUGAAGACGCCCCUGGAGGGGACCUGGGCCUGGGAGCGUGGAGGAGAAGCAGGGGCGGGCGGGCGGGUGAUGGCCUGGCGGAGAAUUUCAAAUCCUCGGAUGGAGGAAGAAGACGAUGGGGAUACCGAUUCAUACUAGGGGCAGCGAUGUAAAUUCCACUGUUUUCACCUGGUCGGAACCAAUCCUCCAGCGGCCUACAUUUCGGAACGGAGGGAGUACUUGCCAACAAUUAUGUAUAAUAAAUCAUGUCAUUGUAUCUAGAAAAAGAUAUAUUGUGUUUUCUGCUGUUGUAUUGAGUUGCUAUCUAUUGCUAAUGGUACGAUGUUGCUAUUGCUCUGUGUCAUGUUAUGCAAGUUGACACCGAGUACACGUUGGAUGAUAUACUUAUAUAGUAAAUAGCUAAA